AUGGGCUCUGUAUCUGCACCCAGAAACGAGCCCGCACCCAACACUCCCUACUUCACGCCCAUCCAGAACCCACCAGCAGGAACCGCUCUCUCCGAGAAUCCACCCACACUCUUCACUCCCCUCAAGAUCCGCGAUGUAACAUUCCAGAAUCGUAUCUGGGUGGCUCCAAUGUGCAUGUACUCCGCAGAUAACGGACACCUCACAGACUUCCACCUAAUCCACCUAUCCGCAUUCGCCUACCGCGGUGCUUCCUUAACAAUCAUCGAAGCCGCCUCCGUGCUCCCCAACGGCCGUAUAUCACCCGAAGAUGCCGGUCUCUGGAGCGACUCCCAAAUCGCGCCAAUCCAGCGCAUCUCUACCUUCCUGCACAGCCAGAAUCAAAAACUCGGAAUCCAGCUCGCACACGCGGGCCGCAAAGCCUCCACCUGCGCGCCCUGGCUCCUCGAACGCGGAAAAGCGAUAACGGCUACCGAAGAAGUCGGGGGAUGGCCGGACGAUGUGAUGGGCGCGAGCGCGAUACGGUGGGGCGAGGGGUAUGCGGUGCCGAGGGAGAUGAGUAGGAGCGAUAUACAGGGGGUGGUGGAGGGGUUUAGGGAGGCUGCGAGGAGGGCCGUGCAGGCGGGCGUGGAUGUUAUUGAGAUUCAUGGCGCGCAUGGAUAUCUCAUUUCCUCUUUCUUGAGUCCGAUAAGUAAUCGACGGACGGAUGAAUAUGGCGGGAGUUUUGAGAAUCGGAUAAGGUUGUUGGUGGAUGUGGUUAAGGCGGUUAGGGAAGUGAUACCUGAGGGAAUGCCGUUGCUGGUUAGGGUUUCCAGUACGGAGUGGAUGGAGAAGCAGGCGCAGGAGAGCUGGGACGUUGAAAGUACGAUACGGCUGGCGAAGUUGCUUCCUGGAUUGGGAGUGGAUUUGUUGGAUGUAAGCUCAGGAGGGAAUAAUGAGAAGCAGGCGGUCACUCCAUUCAACAAUUAUCAGGUUGGAAUUGCGGGACGUAUUCGCGAGGAGCUUUACAAGGCAGGGAUUAAGGAUUUAUUAAUUGGUGCCGUGGGGAUGAUCACCGAAGCUGAAGCAGCGAAGGAAAUCGUGGAGAAAGGGAAAGGGGAUGGGCUGGUCGAAAUCGAGGAUGAGAAUGGAGGGAUCGCGAAGGCGGAUGUGGUGUUGGUUGCGAGGCAAUUUCUAAGGGAGCCGGAAUGGGUGUUGAGGGUUGCGUAUAGACUUGGUAUCAAGGUGCAAUGGCCUUCGCAAUAUGAUCGGGGGCGGUUCGUGAAGGGCAGUAAGAUAUAG
Messenger RNA from Hyaloscypha bicolor E, 1278 nucleotides. RefSeq names its product NADH-dependent flavin oxidoreductase-like protein. Bases 1 to 1278 code for a protein of 425 amino acids. NCBI's taxonomy places the organism in Eukaryota, Fungi, Ascomycota, Leotiomycetes, Helotiales, Hyaloscyphaceae. The record is from RefSeq and is a predicted model, not a curated record. Gene Ontology annotation, molecular function: FMN binding; NADP binding; NADPH dehydrogenase activity. The transcript is spliced from 2 exons. Gene Ontology annotation, cellular component: intracellular anatomical structure.